Myripristis murdjan (pinecone soldierfish) is the source of this 5994-nucleotide messenger RNA. It is a transcript of the gene wnk4a, whose product is annotated as WNK lysine deficient protein kinase 4a. Gene Ontology annotation, biological process: protein phosphorylation. The record is from RefSeq and is a predicted model, not a curated record. Bases 465 to 4886 code for a protein of 1473 amino acids. Gene Ontology annotation, molecular function: protein serine/threonine kinase activity; ATP binding. NCBI's taxonomy places the organism in Eukaryota, Metazoa, Chordata, Actinopteri, Holocentriformes, Holocentridae. The transcript has 19 exons.
GUUGAUAUCUGGCCAGAUCUACCCUUCCACCAGAGGUUAUGGCUGAGGACUUUGAAAAGAGGAGAGAACAGGGACACACGGAUUAUUUUUGGAGAGAAAUAAUGCGCUGAUUUGCGCACUGCAUUCAUGCAAUAUGUUUUGAGACAAAGGCUGUACAGAGUAAGUCUGAUUCUCUUACUUUUCCAUGUUUUAGAAGCAUCUUUAGUUUCCAAAAUAUUUUUAAGGGUUAAUUUUACCACAAUCAACGCCAAAGCUCAGAUAUUUGGUAGACUGCAUUGAAUUCUGCUAAAACGCACCUGUUUUGACCAAUUAAAUAGGUCUGUUUCUUGCUCGUCAUUUGAUUUAAAUCCUUUGACAUCACGGAAAAGUAGUCCAAGACGGAGCGUAACGGUGCGCUGGAGUCCUUAUGGCAUUAUUGAAUUGUUUUUUAGGCUCGGAAUUAAUAAGGCAUCGAAACUGCUACAAUGUCACAUGCAGAGGUUGAAAUCGCAGGACCCAGCUUCCCCGGCCUCUCUGUAGAUAUGACCGACGAUUGCUUACCCCGGGUCCCAUCGGUGUUGAGGACGAACACCUUGGGCGCAAGGAGAAACUCUUACGGGCUGCACAAAAUCAGUAUGGACAUUGAUUCGCCUCUUUAUGGCGGCGCCCUCUCCAAAGCCUUGUCCUGGUCAGCUGAGAAUAUUGUAACACUGACCGAGUCCAGAGCGGAGGACGAGAAAACGGACGAGUCGCUCCCGUCGCAGUCCCCCGUCUCCAGUCCGGGCACCAGCUCCAACACGCCCCCCUUCAGCCAGGGCACCGACGCCGGGCCCCGGGCUGGCAACUGGGUCCCGGGACCCGCUGCUCAUGAUGCCAGCUCUGACUCUGAGAAUGAAGCCGCUCAGAGUAAACAGCAUAAGAUCUUGUCGCGCAUCCAGUUUGAUGCGAAAUGGGAGCAGGAAGAGAAAGAGGACGUGGAGACCAAAGCUGUGGCAACCUCACCUGACGGACGGUAUCUCAAAUUCAACAUAGAGAUUGGGCGGGGGUCUUUCAAGACAGUCUACAAGGGACUGGACACGGAGACCACAGUGGAGGUAGCAUGGUGUGAGCUACAGACGCGGAAGCUGACCAAGGCAGAGCGGCAGCGCUUCAGCGAGGAGGUGGAGAUGCUGAAGGGGCUCCAGCAUCCCAACAUCGUCCGCUUCCACGACUCCUGGAAGUCAACGGUGAAGGGCCACAAGUGCAUCCUCCUGGUGACUGAACUCAUGACCUCAGGCACCCUCAAAACGUACUUGAAGAGGUUCAAGGAGAUGAAGCUGAAGCUGCUGCAGCGCUGGAGCCGUCAAAUCCUCAAGGGGCUUCACUUCCUGCACACGCGCACGCCUCCCAUCAUCCACCGGGACCUCAAGUGUGACAACAUCUUCAUCACCGGCCCCACCGGCUCCGUCAAGAUCGGGGACCUGGGCUUGGCCACUCUCAAAAGUGCCUCAUUUGCUAAAAGUGUCAUUGGAACCCCGGAGUUCAUGGCCCCGGAGAUGUACGAGGAGAAGUAUGACGAAGCGGUGGACGUCUACGCCUUUGGCAUGUGCAUCUUGGAGAUGGCCACCUCCGAGUAUCCAUACUCUGAGUGCCAAAAUGCUGCCCAGAUCUACCGCAAAGUCACCAGUGGAAUGAAACCUGACAGCUUCUACAAAGUCAAAGUCCCAGAGCUCAAAGAGAUCAUUGAGGGCUGCAUUCGUAUGAACAAAGAUGAAAGGUACACCAUCCAGGACCUCCUGGAUCACACCUUCUUCCAGGAGAACAACGGCGUGCACGUGGAGCUGGCCGAGGAGGACGACAUGGUGAAGUCGGGCCUGAAGCUGUGGCUGCGCAUGGACGACACCAAGAAGCUGCACGGGAAGUACAAGGACAACAACGCCAUCGAGUUCCUCUUUGAGCUCUACAAGGACGUGCCCGAGGAGGUGGCUCAGGAGAUGGUCGUGCUGGGCUUUGUGUGUGAGGCAGACUUCAAGCUGGUGGCAAAGGCCAUACGGGACAGGGUGACGGCCAUCAAGCGGCAGAGGGAAAAGCUGAGGAGGCAGGCAGAGGAGCAGAAGAAGAAGCAGGAACAAGAGGCCAUCGAGGAAGAGCCGGAGCUGCAGCUGCCCUCACCGAAAGUCAACGAACCUGUCGCAGCCGAGAGCCCCACCCCGGCCCAGACUCCUCCGACCCCCAUCCUGUCCCCUGUCAACAGCUCUGUGGACUCUGGAGUCAGCUCCAACUUCCCCGCAGAGCCAGAGGAGCCCGAGGCAGAUCAACACUUCCACAUCCGCCACAACAGCUGCUCCUCUGCUAACUCUGACUGUGAGACGGAUGGCUAUCUGAGCUCUUCGGGGCUUCAGGAUCCCUCGGAGGCCCGCAGCCUCAACGCUCCCCCAACGCCCCCCACCACACACACAGACACCCCGCCUGCAAAUGGCCUCCCCAUCCCGGCCCUACGCUUCCCCUCGAGUAUUGCGGUUUCCAGCAACACAGAUCAUGGCAACUCGGGUCCCCCCAGUGGCUUCAGCUCUCCUGUGGACAGCUACGCCUCUGAUGUGACUUCCGGGUUGAGUGACGGCUACGAGGGCCUAUCAGAGAAGAGCGGGAAAACAGCCGCCAGACGGACAGCCGGGAAGCUGUUCAGGAGGAGGGCCCGGUCAAGGCUGCGCAUCACAGGGCUCUCUGAUAAAGUGGACCGGGUGGUGGAGUGUCAGCUGCAGACCCAUAACGACAAGAUGGUUACCUUCAAGUUUGACCUGGAUGGAGAUAACCCCGAGGACAUCGCCGCUGUCAUGGUGCACAAUGAAUUCAUCUUGCCAUCAGAGAAGGAGGGCUUCAUCCACCGCAUGGGUGACAUCAUCAAGCGGGCGGAGGCUCUGAUGGCGAAAGAACAAUCUGUCCAUUCCAGUGGGCAUGGUCCACCCCGGCCUCCUUUCCACAGUGGAGUUAACUCAUUGUCCUCCUCACAGCCUAAUCUGCAUAGUCACAGCCUGGCUCGGACACACUCCUCCUCCUCUCUGCCUGGGUCUCCUCUCCACUAUCAACAGCCCCACCACCCCACCUCUCUCCUGCCUCACCACCAACACUAUCAACUGCCAUUCAUGGGCCACACACACUUCCCAUUCCCGUACCCAAACUCCCCUGGAUCCCCCAAAGCAGCAGGGAUCCAUGCUCCCCUCACACGUGUAGCCAGCAACCCCACCAUCCCUACAGCCCAUUCCCCAGCUCCAGGGUCGCCUAGCCCCCUGACGGAGACCCCAAGCCCAGGCAGCAGCGAGGGCACCUCCAUGUCCCCUCCUGCACAUCAGCAUCCCAAUAUGUGGCCCCCCCAAACCCAGCCCCUCUUUUCCCUGGCUAAUGUCAUCUCCAUGGCCAUGAGCAUGGCACAGUCUUUCAUUCCUCCUGCAAGCCUGCCCGCCCAGGGAAUGCCCUCCAUCCAAGGCUUCCAUCCCCAGCUGCCACCUCACAUGGCUCCACAGUCAGGCUACCCAUCUGUCUACCCACCGCAUUACCAGACCUCACCAACAGAGGUCCCGUAUGCCACAGGGGGCAUCCCAGCACAGCCUGGUGUCUACCACAGCCCUGACAGCACGCUGCAGAUGGAUCCAUCUGUGUAUCCUCAGAGCGGACAUCCCGGCUGGCCACAUUCCAUCUCUCCCCCUUCCAUGCCUUCCGUCCCUCCGCAGGUUCCUCAAGAGUCUCUGCAUCAGGCUGGAUCGUCCAACCCCCCCAGCCUGGCCCAGGACGACAGACUCCGCAACUACACAGUCCCGUACCCAGCUCCGGAUCCAGCCCAGGCCAAACCCAAAUCUGAAGGCUCCAGUUCAAACUCCUCCUCAGAUCUUUCCCCGUCACCCCCAGAGAGCCCUGAAAAUACUUUAUCAUCCUUCAACACUCAGUUGCGUUCUCCAGUACCUGAGAUGAAUGCCAGUGGUCUUAAACCGAAAGCCUCUUCCAAUGACUCUGAAGUCCAGUCUGCACCAGUGACUGUUGGGCGCUUCCAGGUGACGCCCAGCAUGGAGAUCCCUGUACCUGCUGUGCCGGGCGGUGCUGCCCCCGCCAGGCCUCAGUCAGUGAGCAGCAGCAGCACCUCCUCAGAGAGCAGCACAGAGGAACAGGGCGAGUCGGAGACAAGUCUGGGCACUUCCCUCACCAUGUCCCCACCUCAUCCCAAUCCACACAGAGGCUCCACAGGACUCCUUCAGGACUUGGACGGUCAGGCGGGGUGGGCUGGGAACCAGGAGCAGCAGCAGCAGGACAGAGAUGAAGAGGAGGAAGAGGAGGAAGAGGAAGAGGGAGAGGAAAAAGGGGCAGAGGAGCGACAGAGGUCGAGGAGGAGGACUCGGAGGAGGGCGUGCAGCCUCAGCCUGAUGGGAACGUCAGCAGACAGUGGACUCUCUGUGAUGACUGCUGAGACGGAGGGGAGGCUGUGGGAUGGAGGGGCUGGCAGCCCACAGUACAACAAUACCCUGCAUCAUUUAUGGAUGAUGACUUACAGCCGCAGCACUCCCUACCUGAGCAGCGAUGACUCAGACAGCGAUGACUCAGACAUGCUGGAGGAGCUGGAGGAACUCAGAGAGAAGCACCUGGCGGAGGUGCAGACCCUGCAGGCUGCCCAAAAGCGAGAGAUUGAGGAGCUUUAUGAGAGGAUGGGGAAAGUUCCUCCACCAGGCAUCGUCUCUCCUGCUGCUAUGCUGUCCAGUCGACAGCGGCGCCUGUCCAAGGGUAGCGGCUUCCCCACUUCCCGCAGGAAUAGUCUCCAGCGCUUGGACAUACUGCCACUCCAAGGUAUUAUUAGGAGGAACUCUCUCGGGGGCAGUAGCAGCAGCUCCCAGGAUAAACACAGCAAAGGGGUCACCUUUGCCGCUGACAUUAGUAGAAUGUAAGAAACUUCAGCCAAGCACGCUGUAUAUUUGGACUACCUCAUCUGAAGUGUGACUGCAGUAGUCAAACCAUCCUGUACGAGGAACGCUUUUACCCUUUCACUGGCGCUGCAAGAAGCAAACCACCUCCGUCUGCCCGUGGUCCAAGGGUUCUGCCAGUGGUCAUUUACCUCAGACUAUAUACACUGUCAGCCACAAGUCUGGAUUUACCCAGGAUUAACAUCCGAUUUUCAACCCUACAUCACUCACAUCUGGUGAUUUCAAUGUAUGUGAAGCAUGGAAUGCAAACUGAUCCGGGUCUCGUUUGGCUCGAAACUGAUCAGUUCUUUUUGAUCGAGACGACUGUCAGACCCAACGGUUCACACUGAAACAGGAUGCCACAGUACUCUGCAAAAUGUCACAACAGUUUGGUGCAAAUGUUUUCUCUGAGCAAGCUUUUUGCAUAGGACAGUCAAGUGAUGGCACAAAGUGCUACAGAGUUGUGGCCUGCAGGGCCACAGCACCAGAUACUAUGACUUUAAUCCAGAAUGAUGGAAAUCGUUUUCCUGCUUGUUUGACCUGCAGCCAUUCUAUCACAUAUCUAUCUUUGCACAGUAAUGUGAACUGCAACAAGGCUCUGACACUUUCACUGACAGUUGUCAUAUACAUGACAAUGAUGAAGAUAAUCUCACAAUUUAUUUGCUGUAGUUUAUUGUCUCAGCACCUGCUGACUGCACACUGAAUACACACCCUUUAGUAUAGCUGAGGUUACUGCCUUCCAGAGGCUGACAAGAGCAGUCUAAAUGCAUCGUUGUACAGUUUAGUAGAUGCCGGCUUAUCUCAACAUUUAUUUUGAAAACAUUAUAUUCCGGUACAUGAUGUUCUUCAGUUGUUUCGACACAUCGCCUGACAGAAUGACCUACACUCUCUCACUCACAGUUGAGAGAGAGAGUUUUAGAUGAACUGAAUAGGAUUUCAAUUGGUGAUGCUUCUUUAAAUCUGUAGGACAGCAUGAAGAGAUAUUAACUGCUCUCCCAACAUUAGAAGAUGUAAAUCAUGGGCAAGGGGAGAAAAUAAUCAUAAAAUGUAAAAAAAAAAAAAAAAAAAUCUUUGCAAAACACAUUUUUUGAAA